Molecule: messenger RNA, 2555 nt
Organism: Toxotes jaculatrix (banded archerfish)
Lineage: Eukaryota; Metazoa; Chordata; Actinopteri; Toxotidae
Gene: fga
Product: fibrinogen alpha chain
Exons: 8
Coding region: 100-2193 (697 amino acids)
Biological process (GO): protein polymerization; blood coagulation; platelet activation
Cellular component (GO): fibrinogen complex
Molecular function (GO): signaling receptor binding
Source: RefSeq, a predicted model, not a curated record
UAUCGAACUGAACCAGGAGGCUUCAAAUGAUGGGACGGCAGCGCCGCAGAGACAUUCAGCGAGCAGUCUUCACACAGAGGAAGAACGACAGGAACCAGGAUGGAGAGACUGAGCGCACUCGUCUAUCUGACUUUACUUUGUGUGGCUUCAAGUGCGGCCAACAUCGUCGACCCCAGAGGAGCUCGUCCGGUGGAGCACGGCACCAGAUCUGAGAAAUGUGCCGCUCAGAAGGAGUGGCCUUUCUGCACAGAUGAUGACUGGGGCUCUAAAUGCCCCUCAGGCUGCAGAAUCCAGGGUCUGAUGGAUAAAUACGACCACACCCUGCUGAAGAAGAUCGAGAAGAUCCGCGCUUUCCUGGAUCAGAACAGGGCAAAGCACCGUUCUGCCGACCAGGUGUCCAAACAGACCUAUGACUACCUGAGGGACAAACUCGUUGUCGACUCUGGUUACGAUAACAACUACUACGACUUGGCCCAGAGUCUCCGUCAGAGAAUCACAGACAUGAAAAUCAAGAUCGACAGACAGCUGAGGAUCCUGGCCGCUCUGAAGGACCGGGUCAAAGACCAGGUGGUGGAGAUGCAGAGGCUGGAGGUGGACAUUGACAUUAAGCUCCGUUCCUGCAAAGGAUCCUGCAGCAGCUACUCCGAGUACCAAGUGGACAAGGAGAGCUACGUGGAACUGGACAAACAGAUUAACCAGCUGGACUCCCAGUCAGCUCAGAACAUCGAGACUGUGGGGACGCUGUACGUGAUGAAGAGCAGGCCGCUGCAGGAGGUGGUUGUGAGCAGCAUCUACAAAUCGGGUCUUGAUGGCGAAGUGGCUGCACAGCAGAAAGAGGACAUGUUCCCUGAGGUGAAGACCGUCCAGUUGAUUCUGGAGGAAGAAGGUUCCAGCUCCUCCCCAGCAACCAUCUCCAAGGUCCCAGGUACUUCCUACUCUGCAUCUACAUCCUCCUCCUCAUCAUCCUCCACUUCCUCCUCCUCCUCCUCUUCCUCCUCCCCUACAUCAUCUAAAUCCAUCACUGAGCUCGGAGGACGUGGCGACGGUGAUUUGUUUGGCGUAGGGUUUGAAGGCCUUGGCCACACCGGUACAAGCCACAUGUCCACCGUCUCCUGCACCAGGAGCACUCGGAGGACUAUUGUCCACACGAAGGACGGGCCAGUGGAGAGGGUGGAGGAGGUGAUAGGAGGGGGCCCUGAGUGCCAGGGCUCAACAGACCUCACCAAGGGAGGGCUGAGCUCAGUGUUCCCCAGCCUUAGCCACGCGUCCUCGUCCUCCUCUUCGUCCUCCUCUUCAUCUGUAACCUCCAAGACCGUCCAUGUCGGCGGCUCCAAGGGAAGUCUCACCGGAAAUUCCAAAACUGGUUUUGGGGAUCCGUUCGCUGAAGUUGGGUUCGACCUCGGUGCGUUCCAGACCGACAAUGCAGAGGAUGACGUUCCCGAUUUCCACGCCCGGAGUGUGAAGAGCGUGCGCGUCGAGCGACAGGCCGAUUAUGUAGGAAAAGACUGUGUCGAAGCCUACCAGAACCACCUGAAAGGGGAAACGAACGGCCUGUUUAAGAUCAAACCAGGCGGCACGGACUCCGCGGGGGUAGUGGAGGUUUACUGCCAGCAGGAGGGGCUAAUGGGCGGGUGGUUGUUAGUUCAGCAGAGGGAGAGCGGCCUUCUCAGCUUCAAUCGCUCCUGGGCAGAGUACCGUGACGGGUUUGGCUCGGUUGACGCUCAGGGCAAGGGGGAGAUUUGGCUGGGCAACCAGAACCUCCACCUGCUGACUAAUCAGAGUGAGACCAUGCUGAAGGUGGAGCUGGAAGACUGGGAAGGGGAAGUAGUAAGUGCUGAGUACACAAUCAGUGUUGGUUCGGAGGAAGAGGGGUACCGGCUGCACGUGUCCGGGUACAGUGGGGACGCCGGAGACGCCCUGGUGCCUGAUCCGUCCCACAGCGGGAUGAAAUUCAGCACCUUCGACAGAGAUAAUGAUAACUGGGCGGAGAGCUGUGCAGGGAUUUAUGGGAGUGGGUGGUGGUUCAACAGCUGCCAGGCCGCUAACUUAAAUGGGAUUUAUUACAAAGGCAAAUACGACCCGCGGGAAAACAAGCCGUACGAGGUGGAAAACGGAGUCGUGUGGGUGACGUAUAAACCGCCCAGUUACAGCAUGAAAACCACGAGGAUGUUUAUCCGACCGGCGGCGUUUUAAUGGGACGUGGAUCCUGGAGAAUCGUGGAAACUCUUCAAACUAUAUCGAAUUUACACUUUUAGAUGCGUCUACAAACAGGAAACAGUCAGAAAAUAACAGGAAUGAAGGCUGACUUCAUUCCUGUUAUUUUAAAAUGUUAAAGCUGAGGAUGAAUAAAUAUUUGAGGACUAAAGUCAGAGGCGGUUUCAGACCCGGUGAUCUGUUCGUAAAUCAUUCUGCGAUUUCAAAAUCAUGUCAAACACUGUCACACUUUGUCCACCUGCUGUGUAAACGGCCUCGACCUGUUUGUUAGGAUUUCCAAACCUCAUGUUCCCCCUGUUCCUGAACUCUGCUCGAUCAAUAAAGACUCAAUGUUCACUUCA